GGCUCUACGUUCCUUGGAGUGAGCAUGUGGGUCUGCCGCACGCUAUGGGAAGUGCGAACCCCGGCCCUGCUGCGGCGGAGGCUGCUCCCUGCCUCCGGCUGCCGCCGGCCUGCUGCCGCCUCUUACUCUGCAUCUGCCGAGCCCUCCCGAGUCCGGGCGCUGGUCUAUGGGCAGCACGGGCACCCAACCAAGGUCGUCGAACUGAAGAGCCUGGAGCUAGCUGCUGUGGGCGGAUCAGACGUCCAUGUGAAGAUGCUGGCGGCCCCUAUCAAUCCAUCUGACAUAAAUAUGAUCCAAGGAAACUACGGCCUCCUGCCCAAGCUGCCUGCUGUCGGAGGGAAUGAAGGCGUCGGACAGGUGGUCGCAGUGGGCAGCAGUGUGACUGCGGUGAAGCCAGGAGACUGGGUGAUUCCGGCAACUGCUGGCUUGGGAACCUGGCGGACCGAGGCUGUGUUCAGCGAGGAAGCACUGCUCAGCAUUCCAAGCGACAUCCCUCUUCACAGUGCUGCCACCUUGGGUGUCAACCCCUGCACGGCCUACAGGAUGCUGAUGGACUUUGAGCAGCUGCAGCCAGGAGAUUCUGUCAUCCAGAACGCAUCCAACAGUGGAGUGGGGCAAGCAGUCAUCCAGAUCGCCGCAGCCCUGGGCCUGAGGACCAUCAAUGUGGUCCGAGACAGACCUGACAUCCAGAAGCUGACUGACAGACUGAAGACUCUGGGGGCCGAGCAUGUUAUCACAGAAGAGGAACUGAGGAAGCAUGAGAUGAAAAACUUCUUCAAGGACAUGCCUCAGCCACGGCUCGCUCUCAACUGUGUCGGUGGGAAAAGCUCCACAGAGCUGCUGCGGCACUUAGCGCCUGGAGGAACCAUGGUGACCUAUGGGGGGAUGGCCAAGCAGCCCAUCAUAGCUUCUGUGAGCCAGCUCAUUUUUAAGGAUCUCAAACUUCGUGGCUUUUGGUUGUCCCAGUGGAAGAAGGACCACAGUCCAGGCCAGUUCAAGGAGCUGAUCCUCACUCUGUGCGACCUCAUCCACCGAGGCCAGCUCACGGCUCCUGCCUGCUCUGAGGUCCCCCUGGAGGACUACCAGAGUGCCUUGGAAACCUCCAUGCAGCCCUUCCUGUCCUCAAAACAGAUUCUCACCAUAUGAUAUCCCAAAGGAGCCGGAGCGAAGAGGUGGGUCAACAGGACUGCGUUUGGCCCCUCAGUCUGGGCCCUCGACCUUCCCUAGGCUGCUCCUCUCCUCGCUGUCACUUCCCACCAGGAGAGCUGUGGACCAGCCGAGGCUUUCCCCAAGACCAGCCUCAGGGUAGCCAAUAAAGUCUGAACUUCUCAGAAACAAACAAACCAGUAGAAAGCAUCCCUGUUGAGAAGGAUGGCGUCGUGCACCUGCUGCCUCGCAGCACUGAGAAGCCCCGUCCAUCCUCCAUUUGUGCCCGGCACCGUUUCCUGGCACCUGAAGGCCAGCCGGGGUGGGCCUGGCAGGUUCAAAAGCCAGCGAGAUACAGUCUCUGCCCUCAAGCUGUCCUAGCCCACAGAGGAGAAUCUUCUAAAAAGGAAGGUGGACUCAUUCUCAGGUGGUGUGCAGCUCGGUCUAGGGCUGGGGGAGUGAAUGCAAGGCUGAGGAACUGAGGAAAUGUGGUCUCGGAGCUGGACCACCCUCCCAGAAUGUCCACUCUAACCGGGGAGAUGGGUGUUACAACAGGGGUUCUCACCCUGAGGUCAUUUUCCCCCCAGGGACAUUUGAUAAGUGUCUAUCUAAAGACACUUGUCAUAAUUGAGAGGGUGCUACCUAUAGCUGGUGAGUGGAGGUCAGUGAUGCUGCUGAAACACACUGCAGUGCACAGAACAGCCUCCCUCAACAAAGCAUUAUCCAGUCCAAAAUGCCACCGUGCAGUUGAGAAAGCCUGCAUUAAACCAGUAGUCCUGCAGUGGUUACCAUAGUGACCAGCGUGCUACAGAAGACGCAUGUGAGGUGCUAGGAGAGCAUAACUAAGGUCUUGUCCCAGGCCUGGGUCAGGGUGCCUUCCUGAGGUGAAGCUUGAAAGUGGGCCCUGAAAAAUGAGUAGCUUUAUUCCAAGAGAAGAGUUUGACGUUAUGUCGCUUUUGGGUGUUUGCUUCAUGAUCCACUCACCCAAAGCAGAGAACUAGAGACUUUGGAUGUCUCCCUUAUCACCUGGCCCUCUGUCCCUUACUUAGCUCAAGAGCCUCGUUCAAGGAGGACUC
Molossus molossus (Pallas's mastiff bat) is the source of this 2222-nucleotide messenger RNA. RefSeq names its product mitochondrial trans-2-enoyl-CoA reductase (gene MECR). Gene Ontology annotation, biological process: fatty acid metabolic process. Lineage: Eukaryota; Metazoa; Chordata; Mammalia; Chiroptera; Molossidae. The record is from RefSeq and is a predicted model, not a curated record. Gene Ontology annotation, cellular component: mitochondrion. Gene Ontology annotation, molecular function: trans-2-enoyl-CoA reductase (NADPH) activity. Bases 25 to 1146 code for a protein of 373 amino acids. The transcript has 10 exons.